CUAUUCUAGCCUUUUAGAACCUAUACUUAAAUUUUAUUUUUGUGAAUAAAACUUGAAAAAUUUAAAUAACAUUUUGUAAGCAACAAAAUAAUAUUGUUAAUGGUCUGCUUUGUAUGUCACACAGCCCAUAACCAGUUGCAUAAUAUAUAUAUAUAAUAUUACUUAAGUAUACUUUUCCCAAGAGUAUUAAUUUUUUUAAAUAUGACUUGUUGUUUUUUUCUCAUAUUGAUUUUGCUGUUAGUCAUUAUUCUUCAUUGUGCAAUGCGUGGGAUAUUAUAUCGAAAUAAAAGAAAAAGAAAUAUAUUAUGUACUAAAUGACUGUCUAAAUUAUUUCAGUCUUUAAAAAUAUUUUCCUUGAUCAAAUGUAUUUAUUGUUUGCAAAUAUAUGAUUUGCAAUUCGUAAUACCAACUAAACUGAUAUGAGACUGUUGUCUGUUAGCUUCAUGUUAUAUUAUACUUUAAAAUCUUCAAUAUCAUUAGUUAAAAUUAAUAUAGCUUAAAUGACUGCAAAGUGCCAUUUAAGUGCAGCGCUCUAGUACCCUGUGUGAAAAUAUUCUUGGGUAAGAAGCCAGCCAGGCUUCCAUGAAUUGAAAGUUUAUAGAAUUAAUAGAUAUAGGCAAUUCAAUUGGGUUUAUCACUGACAGGGCUGAACCAAUUUUUUUGAUUUUUAGUAUGUGAUAUUCACAAACAUAACCUAUUUAAAAAAAUACAUGAAGGUCUUACUGUUUUAGAAUCAAAAGUAACCAAGUUAAAAAAUGUAGUAUUAGUUUGAAUAUUAAAUAUUGAAAAUAUUUUUGUAAUUACAAAAAUAAUGUAUUCCAUACAAAUGCAAUUAUCAUCAUACAAUUCACAUAUAUAAUACAUUAUGGUGUAUUCAAUAUACAUAUAUAUAAUUGAGAACACAAUGUCUUACACAGUUACACCAGGAUUCUUCAAGCUACGUCCCACAACCACAUUUGGUUCAUUUCAACAGAUAAAUUUUUUUUACUCACUAACUGCCACAAAUAAUACAAAAAUUAACCUCAUAUUACUAUUUUUUUUUCUUUGAAGUACAUACAUAUUUUACACAUUUUAUUUAAUAUUAAACAAAACUGUAGUACACUUUUUGAAGUUUAGGAAAAUAUGCUACACAAAAUUAAAAUUAAUCCUUAAGCGUCUUAACAAUAAAUACUUUCACUUAUUUAUUAUGUCCAUUUAGUUUCUAUUAUCUAUACGACUUAUGAUUGUAAAUGUAAUUAGGUACUGAUUAAUUGGGGCAUAAAGCCCACAUUUAUAUGUAAAUGCAUAUAUUUGAAUACUUCUACACUUAACUUAGAAUAAUUCUGAUAAAAUAUAUCAACAGUCCGUAAUGAAUGGAUUCUAGAAAAAUUUUUUAUUUUUUAAUAUUUUUGCCUAUUUGAGUUACAACUUGCAAAUAUAAAUUACAUAUUUCUUGAUUUCAUAUAAAUUUUAAAUUGUAUUAAUAUUACAUACAAUUUUGAUUAGUUUUUGAUAUUAUACCUAAAGGCUAGUAAUUAUUGUUAACACAUUUUACGGUUGUUCAGUGUUCUCUCCUGGCCCCUGGGCCGGAGUAUAAUUAUUAUUUAUUAUAUAUUUAUGUGAUAUUAUAUUAUGCGAUUUGUUUUUAGUAAAAAUUAAUUCAACUCACUAGUGAUAAAAUUACCACUAUUCUUAUUUAUUUAUUAAUAUGCUAUAUGCAAAACGGGCUUGUGCCAAAAAAAAAAUAUGGCACCUACUACCUACAACCUACUACCUAUAAUAGGCAUGGCUAAAUAACUAGGUAUGAUCACAUAAUUACUAAAUUUGGUUCAAUGAGCGCAUUCAUGGAAAAAAAAGCUAAUUUAUCAUUCUUUCCAUUGAAUUAUGACGUCAACCGGCAGUAAAUUUUUAGGGCACUGCCAGCCGUUUUGGCGGGUUCGGUCUCCGUUUAAAACAGAUGUUACAGGACCACAGGCGCAAAUAAUAUCGACAGUGUGUCCCUUGACUUAAUAUUAGCUUAAUAGAUUGUUCAUAUUGUAUUAUUAUGUAUCUAAUUUCAUAUUUAUGUACAUAUAUGUAAUUUAUAUUAUAUUAUGUACUAAUUAGCAAUUAUUCAUAACAAUAAACAAAGUAACAAUUUGUAAGUCAUUAUUGUUCUUGCUUUCUUGGUCUUGUAUUGUUGUAUAUUUGAACCUUGCAAUCCUUGUAGUAUUAUUAAAAAUGUCUUGGUGUACAGUAAAAUACUGUGAAAUAAAUAAAAAAAAGAACCAUAAAGAUUCUAAUGUACGGUUUCAUAGAUUCCCAAAAAAUCCAGUUUUUGAGAAUAAAUGGAUUUUAGCAUGUGGCAAAUCAAAUGUGAAUGCAAAGUCUGCUAGAAUCUGUUCAACUCAUUUUGAGGAUGACUCUUAUGUAAAACCAUUAAUUGAAAAAUUGUUGGAAUAUUCUCCCCGUCAUAAACGAAAAUUAAAACAAGAUGCGAUUCCAACAAUAAAUGUACAUGGUCCAAAUCAAAAAAUCAAAAAUCUUGAUUUUAAAGUUCAAUCAGAUACUGAAAUUUGUGAUGACAAUUUAAAGGACCCAAAACUUACUGAGAUUGGAACUCUAUUAGAUUCUGAAAUUAAUAAAGACCAAGACAUUUUAGAUGAUAGUGGAUACAAUUGUGGGUUGAAUUCAUCUAAUAUAAAUAAUGUCAGUGUUACAAAAAAUGAUGACAUUGAGAAUAUUGAAAUUAUUCCUUCAGAAAUAAUGACCAAGUAUAACGAGGCUGAAAAAGAAAUUUCAAGGUAUAAUGUAUAUUAUUAAUAACCAAAAAUAGUUGUUAGCUUUGUGUGUUUUUACUAAAAAUAUUAAUUGUUGGCAUUUUUGUUGUUGUGACCUAUACAUAGAUGAAAUUAGUAUAUUAGUAAAUUAGUAAAUAUUAUAAGCAGCAUUUAUUGUCAGGCUCUCAGGCUAAUGUGUUAUGUUAAAUUAUAUUAUAUAUUUACCUAUAUGUGCAUGUACGCUAACUACUAAGAAACUAAUAAUAUAUUAUAUUAAUAUAGUUCAAUUUGGAAGUGGCCAACUGGUGUCAUAUUAAAAUAUAAUUGAAGUUAACUCCCUUACUUUUUUAAUAAAUCUUUGAUAAACUAAAUUGAGUACCUACUAAAUAUAUAUUAUCUUAA
This is a messenger RNA of Myzus persicae (green peach aphid), 3140 nucleotides long. RefSeq lists its product as uncharacterized. Gene Ontology annotation, molecular function: sequence-specific DNA binding. Bases 2200 to 2781 code for a protein of 193 amino acids. NCBI's taxonomy places the organism in Eukaryota, Metazoa, Arthropoda, Insecta, Hemiptera, Aphididae. The transcript has 6 exons. The record is from RefSeq and is a predicted model, not a curated record.